AUGCUCCCACUUCUCGUAUUCGUCGCAGUCCCAUCUUGCCGUCUGCGUCUAGUGAUGCAUUCGUCGCUGUGCCUUCGACAGUACACUGCCCCGAGGCAAUGGUCAGCACAUCUGUGGUGCAUUCUCCGGAAAGACUGUGAAUGCAUCGCCGACAAGCGCGCCCGAGUUCAAAUGGUCUUUCGAAACAUUCCCAACGGAUUAUAA
Messenger RNA from Peniophora sp. CBMAI 1063, 204 nucleotides. The record is from the annotation of a GenBank genome assembly. NCBI's taxonomy places the organism in Eukaryota, Fungi, Basidiomycota, Agaricomycetes, Russulales, Peniophoraceae.